AUGGCAGAUGUCAGUAGCAAGAAGCGGAAAAGAGACGGCGAAUCUUCUGGCAAGCCGAAAAAGAAGGUUGUGCUGCACGCCCCGGCAUCCACAGCCUCGGUCUCAUCAGUCCUUCAACCCAAACACUGCCCGCCAGUUAUUGCUACGACUCCUGGUCUUGAGAUUCCUGCAAAUGUCGCUUUUCAUCCAUAUCAACCUAGAGCGGGCUCACGGCCAAAAUCGACCAAAUCGAAGCAUGCGGGCGACAAGGAACUGCUGCUUCACUCAACCUCCCACCGAAGCCUAGAUUACACUGCCAGAGAAGAAUGCAAGAGGGGGUUGAAUCAACAAGUCAAACAUUAUGUUGGGGUCUAUGAUCCCCAAACCGGAAAUCUCGAGGUAGUGGAGGCCAAGAGGAUGGUAAUCCGUGGUAUGGUUCGCGCCAAGCAAGCAUCGGCCUCUACCAUGGUGGAAAAUCAGGCCAAGCAGAAUAUGAUGGAGCGCAAGACGGACCUCGGACAAACAUUUGGCACCAAGAAAGCCAAGAAGGCCAUCCGUGAGAAUGUACUCAACGCCAUUGCCCCACAGAGGAAACCUGGCGACUCUCCUACGAAGAUUGACGAUGCCGGUAAAGCAAUCCUGAGCUCCGUUGGCGAGGUUACGACAAACAUGGCAACAAGGGAGGAGCUACAGGCUGCCGUCGACGAGGCUAAGCCGGUGCCCAAGGCCAAUUUUAAUGCGCUGGAGAUUCAUGAUGUGUACGAUCCAAGCGUCAUUGUCGGCACAGAUAUCCUUAAUCUCGUGCCUAUAAGAGAAUGGCAAGAAAAGGUCCGUCACAAGGAAGGCAUCCAAACUAUAUCCCGAUUUGUAGCAGCUCGAGUCAACGCCAUAGCUGGGAACGACGACGCCAUCACCCGUCUGCGUGUGCUUCGAUACUUUAGCUUUGUGCUCACGUUCUACCUGAAAACCACACCUGGAAAGCAACGGGGCACGCGACAGGUCCCCCCUCGCGACAAAUUGCGUGAGCUGCUCUCUCCGGCUCCCGAGGCGGUCGUGGAAAGUAUCCGUCGGAAAUUCUCCGAUGCGGGCGUUAUGAGAAAGUUCCAUAUUGAUCUUCUUAUGGCCUACUGCUGUGUGUUUGCGUUUAUCAUCGACAACUUUGAAGUAGACACGCAGAAUCUCAGAGAUGAUUUGAGGGUGGACCAGAAGACGAUGACGCAGUAUUUCCGCGAGAUUGGCGGCCGUGUGAAGCCUGUGAGCAACAAGGCCGAGGGUGGACGGACUAUACACGUAGCCAGGCUGAUAUUGCCCCUCGACUUUCCCAAGCAGAGACAGAUGGCUCAACGUCGAAAGUGA
Molecule: messenger RNA, 1335 nt
Organism: Metarhizium album ARSEF 1941
Lineage: Eukaryota; Fungi; Ascomycota; Sordariomycetes; Hypocreales; Clavicipitaceae
Product: RNA polymerase I associated factor, A49-like protein
Exons: 3
Coding region: 1-1335 (444 amino acids)
Biological process (GO): RNA polymerase I preinitiation complex assembly; transcription elongation by RNA polymerase I; nucleolar large rRNA transcription by RNA polymerase I
Cellular component (GO): RNA polymerase I complex
Molecular function (GO): DNA binding
Source: RefSeq, a predicted model, not a curated record